GAAAACAAGUGGAAGCGCUCCGGUCUUUCAGUAGCUGGGAAAGAGAAACUGAAAGAUAAACGAGACUUUAGAGCUGAAUUCGUCGACUGGAAGAAUCCUUUCACUAUGUCAUCAGAUGAGGAUUUCUCCCUGGUGUUGGACCCUUCACAGUCAGAGAACACCUUGGAGGGAAUCAAUGCCUUAAUCAACAAAUUCAAGAAAACCCAUGAGCAGGUGUUGGAGGAGCAGAAGGAGCUGGCUGUCUGUAUAAAAGACAGGCAGGAUCUGGUGAAGCAGUUCAAGGAGCGCACUGAAAAACUUACUCAGACCCUGAAGGAUGAUGAAAGCUCCUUCAGAGACCAGAUGGCAAAUGAAAAGGCGAAGGUGAAUGCUCUGGAGAUGGAGGAACGUGAACUUUUGGAGGAGCUUGAGAGAGCCAAGGCUGCUCUCAGCGAGGAGGAGGCUCAACACCAGUACCUGAAAGAGCAGACAGACGUUUUUACUGCCGUGCCGGAGAGGAAUCUCGUCUUCAAAGGGGCGACAAGAAGUGCUGAUGACACCCAACAGUUUGACAUGAAGUCAAGAAUAGAGUACCCAAUGUUGGGCGGAACCACUCUGAUUACAUUUGAGGAGGAAGAGGUGGCAAAGAAAAUUCUGUCCAUGAAGAGCCAUCGGAUUGAACUGGGAGGAGAGUGCAGCAUCAGGGUGGAGGCCAGACCAGUUCAUCUCAUGGUGCCCAAGCUGGUGGAGAUCGACACAACCGUUUGUCCUCAGCGCAUUUUGAUCUCCAACCUGCCUGACAUGGACACCGAGACUCUGCUGAACAAGCUGGAGAUCCACUUCGCCAAGUCCAAAAAUGGAGGCGGGGAGGUGGACGACUGUGAAAUGCUGACUGACUCGGGAACUGUGGUUCUCACGUUUGUGGAGGAAACCAUCGCUAAAGGUUUGACAGAAACAGAGUUCCAUGAAGUGAAGUUUCAGCAAUUCAAGCACAAAGUGAGAGUGACUCCUUUUCUGAACGGAACCAUUAAAAACUUAGAGACCAAGCUGACCCAGUGUCCCCGGACGGUGCUGCUGUCAUGGAUACCUGCCAUCAUGGAGCCAGAAACUCUGCAGGACCUGGUGGAAAUUCACUUCCAGAAAACCUCCAACGGCGGAGGAGAGAUUGAAGCCAUCCUCUACAACCCACAGGGACAGCAGACCACUGCUCUGUUUGAGAGUGUUUGAGAGUCAAAGAGAAAGAAAAGUAACAGCAGAUUUACCCCCUACAAAACAAAAAACAUCUUAGGUUCAGGGUGAUAUCUUAUGUUAUCAUAUCUGCUGGGAGUGACACAAAUCGUUAACAUGAUGCUAUUAGAAAACUUAUCUUCUUUCUGGAAAUAGGGACAUUGCAAUUAUUUAACAAUAUAGUAAGAAACAUGAAAUAUAUGAAACCUGGGUGCCUUCUAUUUAAAUACAAUGUAAUUACAAAGAUUAAAAAAAAAAACAUUAACAA
Messenger RNA from Mugil cephalus (flathead mullet), 1474 nucleotides. RefSeq names its product interferon-induced protein 35 (gene ifi35). The coding region runs from base 106 to 1206 and encodes 366 amino acids. Gene Ontology annotation, cellular component: nucleus. The record is from RefSeq and is a predicted model, not a curated record. The transcript is spliced from 10 exons. Lineage: Eukaryota; Metazoa; Chordata; Actinopteri; Mugiliformes; Mugilidae.